Molecule: messenger RNA, 2254 nt
Organism: Xenia sp. Carnegie-2017
Lineage: Eukaryota; Metazoa; Cnidaria; Anthozoa; Malacalcyonacea; Xeniidae
Product: solute carrier family 2, facilitated glucose transporter member 1-like
Biological process (GO): monosaccharide transmembrane transport
Cellular component (GO): membrane
Molecular function (GO): hexose transmembrane transporter activity
Source: RefSeq, a predicted model, not a curated record
AAAUGCCUGCCCCCACGACUAUAAAUAUCAACAAAAUUGUCUUUUUACAAACACGUCACACGAACGUCACGUGACAGGCAUUCAUCAGUGCGAGAAAAUUCUUGAAGUCACCAGCACAGUCAGCAGGUUACACGCAGUUCUCAUGGAUUGUCUGUCAUCAUUUACGCCUUGUAUUUCACAGUCGUAUGCGCCGGUGGGGUUCAUUCAACAUUUACAACCGCACCAAGUUAGUCCAAUUGUCUCAAGAUAGGAGUAGGUUGGAAUAUUGGAUGAGCUAAUAAGUCAAACCAUCACAAUGUUUAAGCGAAGUUAUGAAGAUGGCAUAGAACGAUCAAGAUUAACACUUAAAGAAGAAGGAGCAUCAAAAAGUGGAAUUACCCCAAUGUUGUACUCAGUUUGUUUUCUCUGUGUUUUUGGAUCAUCGCUCGUUCAUGGUUACAGCACUGGUGUCUUAAAUGCACCCGAGUUUACUAUUCAAGAUUUUUACAACAAGACAUUUACUGAAAGAUAUAACAAGUUGAUAUCAAUUUCUCUUCUCAAUUUUCUUUGGGCAUUUACAGUUUCUGUCUACCUUGCGGGUGGAAUGGUUGGAAUAUUUCUUGCGGGUUAUUUUGCUAACAGAUUUGGACGCCGAGGAGCUUUACAGUUCAGUCAUAUUUUUGCAGUUUUAGCUGCAGUCUUCUUCGGAAUCUCUCGACCACUUAAAGUUUUCGAACUUCUUAUCAUUGGUCGCUUCAUUAUUGGAUUCUCUGCAGGCAUAGGAAGUGGUGUGGUACCUAUGUAUCUUACUGAGAGUGCUGCAAAGCACAUUCGUGGAUCCCUAGGUGUUCUACAUCAGCUUGGUUUAACAAUUGGAAUAUUGCUGUCGCAGAUCUUGGGUCUUGAGGAAAUUUUAGGUGGUGUGGAUUUAUGGCCAGUGUUAUUGAUUUUCACUGCGUUUCCUGGUUUUAUUGUUUCAUUUCUUCUUCCUUUUGUAUCGGAGAGUCCACGUUUUCUUCUUAUUGUAAAGAAAGAUGAAAAGCGAGCUACUGAAGCGUUAAAGGCUUUUCGAGGGGAAGAUCAUGAUGUUAAAGAUGAUUUGCAAGAAAUGCGGGAAGAACAAAGACAACUACAAGAUGAACCUCCGUGGACGAUGAAGCAACUAUUCAAGGCUAAAAAACUUCGUUUUCCCUUUUGCUUCUUUGUGCCCUGCGUCGGACAGCAACUUUCUGGUAUUAAUGUCGUCUUCUAUUACUCAACUGGUAUUUUCAAAGAAGCUGGAAUCCCGGAUGAUUACCUUCGAUACGCAACUCUUGGAACUGGCGUCAUUAAUGUUGCCAUGACGAUUAUAACGGUUUAUCUUAUGGAGAAAUGUGGAAGACGACCAUUAUUGUUAUACGGUAUGAUUGGUAUGGGUAUAUCUGCUGGCAUCAUUACCAUUUGCUUAAAUGUAAAGCAUGUUGCUCCAGGAUUAUCGUAUCUUAGCUUCAUUUGUACAUUGACGUUUGUUGUGUCUUUUGCUAUCGGGCUUGGUCCCAUUCCCCUUUUUCUUGGUGGUGAAUUGUUUAAACAAGGUCCGCGUCCUGCCGCAAUGAGUUUUUCUGGAAUGUUAAACUGGUUAGCCAAUUUUCUUGUAGGACUUAGUUUUCCCUUCAUUUUGUCGGGAUUUAAAGCAUUUACGUUCAUUCCUUUCUUGGUUGUGGUGGUUAUUGGAGCGAUAAUUACCUUUAAAUAUGUGAAGGAAACAAAGAAUAAAACAUAUGAAGAAAUUGCUCAAAUUUAUUAUGGAAAUGAUGAACACAAAUCCUUGGAAAAUGGUGAAGUUGAAUUAAAGGAUUAAAAUUAGCUUGUUUAAAUUGGUAUUUUUUUACGUUCAGAGCAAGAAAUUUUGUUCUUUCUCACUUUUUGUAUGAAGAACGAUGUCGAUUACUAAGCAAAAGCGUUAUUUCAAGGGUUUUUUCUCAUAAGUUGGACAAGGGAAAAAUUGGGAAAAUACAAUUUAAACAAAAUCUAAAUGUAUAGCCUAAACGCUCAUCUAUUUUAACAAUAUUCCCUUUUCGCAAAUUGCAGAAAAAAUGGGAAUAAGUUCAGAUAUGCGCGCACUAUUAAAAUUUGUUUUUCUCCGUUUCAAUAUUAAAAUGUUAAUGAUUUUUGUAUAGUUAUGACCAAGAAUUGUUAAAAUUGUAUUUUUAUUACACACGAUUUAUUCAAAUCAAUUCAAACGAAAUUAUUUAAAUACGAAAUGAAUGUGAAAAUUACAGUAUAAAAAGGAAAA